Fusarium subglutinans is the source of this 1008-nucleotide messenger RNA. RefSeq lists its product as uncharacterized. NCBI's taxonomy places the organism in Eukaryota, Fungi, Ascomycota, Sordariomycetes, Hypocreales, Nectriaceae. The coding region runs from base 1 to 1008 and encodes 335 amino acids. The record is from RefSeq and is a predicted model, not a curated record. The transcript has a single exon.
AUGAGCCAGCCAAACUCCAGAGCAGAGGGUGCCAUUCCCACUGUCAUUAAGAUUGAAGAUGGACAAGACUUACUCCAGGCUCUCCAGGACAGAGAAAAGAAGAAGAGGCUGGCAGAAAUGGAGAGACAUGUGAUGGAGGCCUUCGAAAAGGUGAAGCCGCGCAUGUGCAAACAGGCUGUGAAGGAAACACAAGCAUACUUAGACCAACGCGACUGGGUCAAGGAUUGCAAGAAUCCAAGCAACCAUCCGUUCUACUAUAGAAUCAAAGGAGGCUCCUGCAUCGACUCUCCAGGAAGCUUCUACUAUCCCAAUUUCCUUGUGAUGCAGGCAAUCUGGCCUGAGAACAGCACCGUGCACAGGAUUGCGGCAUCGUUUGCCAAGUACUGGAAGUGCGCUGACAUGGUGGAAGGGCCAGAGCACUAUCCCAUGCUCAACGACACAGCGCAGGAAAUGAGACUUUUUGGUGGAUUGCUGGAUAUGAGUUGGAAAGAAUGGAGACAACGAGAUUAUUGGUUUGCCAAAACUUGCGAACAACGAAUCGAAGAGGAAGAAGACUAUGGCACGGAAAACCCUGAAGAAUCCAAGGACACAAACAAUGAUACCCAGGCCGACAACAACGCUACACUCGACGAGCUGGAAAACGCAGCUGAAAGGCGCGUGAAGAGAAUGAUGGACAAACUCCAGAAAGCAACGGAUGAUCUGCGCCGGGUCCAGAAGCGCAAAAGGGACACCUACAAAGCUGAGGCUGAGAUGCGGAUCAAGACCUCAGAAGCACUGAAGAACAAAGCUGCCAGGGACACUCGACAAGCCAAUGACGAAAAGCAAAAGGCUGAAUGGAAUACCAUGAUGGCGAAUAAGUAUUCCAGCAAACUUGGAGUAUCUACCACAGCUACCGCCGCUUCUUCCUCUGGUGAGCGGCGUCCUGGUGAUGGACAUCUUGACAAGCGACAGCGGACAACAUCGGAGGGAAACAAACCACUUCUAGCGAAGAAUAGACUAAAGUGGUGA